CCACGAUCCUCCUGAGCAUCGCCUGCGGAUUGCUGCUGGCGGCCCUACCGCUGCUUAUGCUGCGAGUGAGGGCCCUCAUCUUCAAGCCCGCCACCGCCACAUUCAAUGCGCCUGCGCUCAGCAAAGAUAUUCGCGUCAAAAGUCUCUACAUUCAUCCGAUCAAGAGCUGCAAAGGCACGUCAGUCCAAGAGGCUACCUACACGCAUGAUGGCUUGUGUGAGGAUCGCACCUGGCUCAUCAUCGACGCUGAGACGAAACAAUUCCAAACCGCACGCCAACUCUCCCGAAUGCUUCUCAUCCACCCGCACAUCGACUUUGCCCGUGGAGUGCUCCGUAUUGACGUGCCUCUGACCGAGAAGGGCAAGGGCACUAUCAGCGUCGAGACGCCACUGGAACCUACCGAGGAGCAGCUGAGCAAGAUGGAGCUGGUAGAGGGGAUCAAGAUUUGGAUCAGCGAGGUGGAUGGGUAUGCUGUCAGCAAGGAGGCAGACGAGGCGCUGAGUGAGUUCUUCGGACGCUCCGUUCGUCUGGUAAGGAAGGGCCCGACCAAGCGUGCCUCUGGUCCCGACGAUCGCCGUAAUGAUCCCACGCUCAACUUCCAGGACUUCUACCCAAUCCUGGUAGCCAACCAAGCCUCCAUCGAGCACGUUCGCGAGACUCUCAUGCGCUCAAUCUGGCCUUCUCUAUCUAGCAAGGCGGACACUACCAAGGCCGUAGACUCUGCAACCAGCGAGGCGCGCAAGGAGGCAGGAGCAGGGCCAGUCGUGACGGCGCCAGUGGGUCAGGCGGGAUUACCCAGCUGGGGUGUGCCGGCCAUCAAGGCUCCCAACGGCGUCGACUUGGAGUAUUGGAGUCCUGAGCACAUUGAAACCCUCCCUAUCAUCCGCUUCCGCCCUAACAUCCUCCUCGAGUCGCCGGACCUUCUCCCCUGGGAAGAGGACGGCUUCACCGAGCUCGAGAUCUUCGACACCGCCUCGUCUUCUGCCAACACUCCCCCGUAUGGUGCUUCUGCUAUCGGCGCUGGCCGCUUCGGAAUAACGUGCAUGGCGCGCUGCGGCCGAUGCUUGGUCACCACAAUUGACCCGGAGACUGGCGUAAAGGACAAGCCGAGCAGCAGCUUACCGUACAAGGUGCUCCAAGGGUUCAGACGAGUGGAGCCGCAAAGCCUGAAGACGGGCAAGCCCUGCUUCGGGAUGCUAUCAGCUAUCAAGGAUGAUCAAAGGGGGGAGAGAUUGGGACAGACGAUCAGGGUGGGAGAUACUGUGCGGGUCGUAGGGGCGAUGGACCCGCGAGGAAGAGCGGCUACGCAGAAGUGAGGGUCCACUUCAAGUUUCCUUCGUCAUUAUUGUCAUCGCAAUGCCAUGCCUUCCGAAUCUGGCCGCAGCAGACCUGUAUUGAUCAUUCUCAAUUGUUCACC
Jaminaea rosea is the source of this 1417-nucleotide messenger RNA. RefSeq lists its product as hypothetical. The transcript has 6 exons. NCBI's taxonomy places the organism in Eukaryota, Fungi, Basidiomycota, Exobasidiomycetes, Microstromatales. Gene Ontology annotation, molecular function: catalytic activity; molybdenum ion binding; pyridoxal phosphate binding. Bases 57 to 1316 code for a protein of 419 amino acids. The record is from RefSeq and is a predicted model, not a curated record.